GAUCCGAGCUCGAAACAGCAGCGGCAGACAGUGCGAGAAGAGAAAAGAGCUGAGCUGAGCCGAGCCAAACUGAGCUUAGAUGUAGCGUAGCUUCCUGGGACUUGGUGUGAUCGGUCGUGUGUCACAUUUACCGAGGAACGUUGGUGCAAAUUUCUCCGCAAAAGGAAAUAUCCGCCUGUCAUUCUUGCACAAUGUCGCUGUAUGAAUGUGCGGCGUAAUGCGAUCGAAAAGAGUUGCCUUUGCGGGCAAUCAUUUAUGUUUUGGGGCGUUUUUUCUGCGAGUAGCUAGUUGCUAGUGCUGGCUAGCGGCUGUUGCGGCUACUUGGGACGUCUUUUUGCAAGGAUGCUACGAUGGCUACGACAGCAGCUGGGCUUUGACCCCCCACAUCAAAGUGACACCAGAACGGUCUAUGUAGCAAACAGGUUCCCCCAACAUGGGCACUACAUACCUCAACGUUUUGCUGACAACAGAAUCAUAUCGUCAAAGUAUACUAUUUGGAAUUUUGUCCCUAAAAAUCUGUUUGAGCAGUUCAGGAGGAUAGCCAACUUUUACUUCCUCAUCAUUUUCCUUGUCCAGUUAAUGAUCGACACUCCGACUUCCCCAGUCACAAGCGGUCUGCCUCUUUUCUUUGUCAUCACAGUCACGGCCAUCAAGCAGGGCUAUGAAGACUGGCUGAGACACAAAGCCGACAAUGAGGUGAACGGGGCUCCCGUCUUUGUGGUCCGCAGCGGAAGCCUGGUCCAGACUAGAUCCAAGAACAUCAGGGUGGGGGAUAUCGUUCGUGUAGCCAAAGAUGAGACCUUCCCGGCCGAUCUGGUGUUGCUCUCGUCCGAGCGUUGCGACGGCACCUGUCACAUCACCACCACCAGCCUCGACGGCGAGACCAAUCUCAAGACGCACUACUCCGUGGCGGAGACGGCCGUGUGUCAGUCGGUGUCGCAACUGGAGACCUUGCAGGCCGUGGUGGAGUGUCAGCAACCCGAAGCCGACCUCUACAGGUUUGUCGGUCGAAUGACGGUGACUCACCACGGCGAGGACGUUGUCAGACCGCUGGGGCCGGAAAACUUGUUGCUACGAGGAGCCAGGUUAAAAAAUACCAAAGAGAUAUUUGGUGUUGCGGUUUAUACCGGCAUGGAGUCCAAAAUGGCCCUCAACUACAAAUGCAAGUCUCAGAAACGCUCUGCCGUAGAGAAAUCUAUGAAUACCUUCCUGAUUAUCUACUUGGGCAUCCUGUUGCUGGAGGCUGUCCUCAGCACCAUCCUGAAGUACGCCUGGCAGGCUGAGGACAAAUGGGACGAGCCCUUCUACAACCAAAAGACUGACCAAGAGAAAAACAGCAGCCCGAUCCUGAAAUUCAUCUCAGACUUCUUGGCAUUCCUGGUUCUCUACAAUUUCAUCAUUCCCAUCUCGCUCUAUGUUACUGUGGAGAUGCAGAAGUUCCUGGGCUCCUUUUUUAUAGGCUGGGAUUUGGAUCUUUACCAUAAGGAGAGUGACCAGAAAGCUCAGGUCAACACCUCAGACCUCAACGAAGAACUCGGCCAGGUGGAGUACGUGUUUACCGACAAGACGGGCACGCUAACGGAAAACGAAAUGCAAUUCCGAGAGUGCUCCAUCAAUGGGAUCAAAUAUCGGGAAGUGAAUGGCAAACUCGUGCCGGAGGGUCGAACGGAUGACUCACCAGAUGGCUCCGCACCCAAUUUGGUAAUCUUGGCUCGGGUGUUAGUGAAUUUCAAAUAUAAAUGUGCUCAUUGUCUUCCCCCUGCUCUCCCCAACAUUCAGGACGGGGAGGAAUUGUUAUUCUUUCAAGCGGUGUCGUUGUGUCACACGGUCCAGAUCAGUUACGACCAGCCGGACUGCCUUUCCGGGGCUGGAGACCCGUUCUGCCACGUGAACGGAUUUUCUGCCAACGAAAUGGAAUAUUAUGCCUCUUCACCUGAUGAGAAGGCGCUCGUAGAGGCAGCCAAGAGAAUCGGCGUGGCCUUCACUGGUAUCAGAGGCGAUACGAUGGAAAUCAAAACUUUUGGCAAAGCAGAGAAAUACAAACUGCUUCAUGUGUUAGAGUUUGAUGCAAACCGCAGAAGGAUGAGUGUCAUACUCGAGACGCCUGCAGGUGGCAAAGUGCUGUUCACCAAGGGAGCAGAGUCGUCCGUGCUACCUUUUGCCACUAGCGGGGAGAUAGAAAAGACGAGAAUUCACAUCGACGAGUUUGCCUUGAGAGGGUUACGAACGCUGGUGGUAGCAUGUCGCCACUUCAUCCCCGAAGAUUACGUUGAAGUGGAGCGAAUUUUGAACAGCGCCCGCACCGCGCUGCAACAGAGGGAAGAGCGACUGCAGCAGGCCUUCGGCGAGAUCGAAAAAAACCUGAAAGUCCUCGGCGCAACCGGGGUGGAAGACAAACUCCAAGAGAAAGUUCAGGAGACCAUCGAGGCUCUGCGCCUAGCGGGAAUCAAAGUCUGGGUGCUGACGGGUGACAAACACGAGACGGCGGUGAGCGUCAGCCUGUCCUGCGGCCACUUCCAUAGAACUAUGAACAUCCUGGAGUUGCUGCAGCAACGCUCCGACAACGAGUGCGCCGAGCAGCUCCGACGACUGGCCCGGAGGAUCAAAGAGGACCACGUCAUCCAGCACGGACUGGUCGUGGAUGGAGCCAGUUUGUCUUUAGCGUUGCGGGAACACGAAAAGCUCUUCAUGGAAGUUUCCAAAAAGUGUUCAGCGGUGCUUUGCUGCCGCAUGGCCCCGCUGCAGAAGGCAAAGGUGGUGCGUCUUUUAAAAACCUCCCCAGAGAAACCAAUCACCUUGGCAGUUGGGGAUGGCGCCAACGACGUCAGCAUGAUUCAAGAAGCCCACGUUGGCAUAGGGAUCAUGGGAAAGGAAGGUCGGCAGGCCGUGAGAAACAGCGACUAUGCAAUCGCCAGAUUUCGCUUUCUGGCCAAACUGCUCUUGGUCCACGGUCACUUCUACUACAUUCGAAUAGCCACACUUGUGCAAUACUUUUUCUACAAGAAUGUGUGUUUUAUCACGCCACAGUUUUUAUACCAGUUCUUCUGCCUGUUUUCACAACAAACUCUGUACGACAGCGUGUACCUGACGCUCUACAACAUCUGCUUCACCUCGCUGCCCAUCCUGGUCUACAGCCUCUUUGAACAGCUCGUUCACCCGCACGUUCUGCAGAGCAAGCCCGUCUUGUACAGGGACAUCAGCCGCAACUCUCUGCUAUCGGUGCGGACGUUCCUCUACUGGACUCUGUUGGGCUUUUGUCACGCCUUUGUCUUCUUCUUUGGAUCCUACAUAUUGAUGGGCGAAGACACCAGCCUUUUGGGCAACGGACAGAUGUUUGGCAAUUGGACAUUUGGAACGCUGGUCUUCACGGUGAUGGUUAUCACAGUCACUUUGAAGCUUGCGUUAGAGACUCACUUCUGGACAUGGAUGAACCAUUUUGUGACGUGGGGCUCCAUCGCCUUCUACUUCAUCUUCUCUCUCUUCUAUGGAGGAAUCAUCUGGCCGUUCCUCCACACGCAGGACAUGUAUUUUGUAUUUGUGCAACUGCUGUCCAGCGGCUCCGCUUGGUUCGCCAUCAUCCUCAUCGUGGCAACGUGCCUCUUUCCGGACGUGGUGAAGAAGGUCUUCUACCGACACCUGCGGCCCACCAGCACGCAGAAAAGUCAGUCUUUAUCAGCCCCCCAGGCCAAGGCGCUCAGCUGCGUGGAAUCCUUGUGCUGCUACCAACACGGGCAAAGCGGCUGUUCCCGCCUGGUCGGCCUCCUGGAGCAAAUGAGCGGACGUUGCCCGCCCGCCGGCGACCGUUGCGAGUCAUCCGGCCGCAGCAACAGGUCUUGGGCUGACGGAGACAACUUCUACUCCAACGAUCGUAGUGUCCUGACGCUGUCCCCCAUCGAAGUCGCCCACUGCUGAGCUGCCCCCCUCCUCACCCCCCACCCCACCCUCCCUUCUAAGCUUACUUAGUCAUGAGUCCAUUGCGGAAGUGGACUCAGCUGAAGCUGCUGCUCCUGAAACCAAAGGACUGCUGGGCACCUUAAUAAUUGAAGGUCCUCAGCAGUGCAUGAACUUCAUUUGAGGAGACAACGCUGCUUGAAGGACAUUGCACACUUCAUGGCCAGCUUGCACUAUGACACUCCUUGCCCUCAUUGCUAAUACAAUUCAGUACGUCGUCAUCUUUCUCACAUGUAGUACUGGCUGACAUCUGCCCACUACUAGCGAAAUGCUACCAGUGUGGAGAAACGUCUUACAGUUUUGGACGUCUUACUAGUAAGACAAUUCAAUGGAUCGAACGUGCUGAAUUGGCAUCCUAGUGAGGACAAAGCGUGUACUCAUACAUGGAGCUCAAACGUCUUCCGUUAGCACUCCCGUUAGCCGUUGGAUGGACGGCAGUCACGGCAGACGUUGGCAUCUUGUCCCAAAAAGCGCCAUGACCUUCGUUGCUCCAUCCACAUGCAAGCUGCACUUUCUCCUUUCCAGAUGGACGUAAGGCCCCUCUCGUAGCAUCCGGCAGUUGUCGCCGUCCACGCUUUCCCUUGGGACCGCCGCCACUGGCCGAAUCCUUUCCGUGUCGAUACCAAAGAGCUGCGUUCUCUUUCGUGCCUACUCGCACACAUGCUCGUGCGACUUGCUCGUCUCGAUUCUCCCGACCUCAAGGUUACGAAAGCCAUAAUUUCUUUUCAGGAAGCCCGCUUCUUGUCGUGACUGUAAAUAGAGGGCGGCUGUCGUGUUCUUUGCCUUCUUCACUCAGCCCGAUAAGGCCAGAUGAUGCUCGGUCGUGGUUUGCGAUGGACGCCUUGGGUAGGCGGGCUGGCUCUUGACUGACGAAUGUUUCUGUCUCCCCUCAAAGUCAUCGCGUUCAUUAUUCAUUUCAUUUGUAUUUGUGCUUUGGAUCUUCUGUGUUGCUUUCCACCUGGUGGUGACGACGCCCGUGCACCUCGGUGGCCUCGUACCACCUGGGUCUUGUGUUGUUUUUUUUAUACAUCCAAAUAAUGCAAAUCCAUAAAUCAGGUUCGGGUGAGUUUGAGAAACCCUACAAGACAACCGUUUUAAACACACAACGAGGUUGGGGUUGGGAUGAUCCUCCAUUGGAAAGCCUUCCACGGUCUGUUAUGUUUUCCUCUGUUUUUGUGACAUGAUUGUUUUUCGUUGUUUGUGUUUGUUCCAUCGCAAUACUGUUAAGUCAGAGUGCGACGUUGCCACGAUGCAAGCAUAUUGUUGAAUUAAACCAAACACGUGAACAAUAUGCCUCCUUUUCCACUCGCACGCGUUAGCAAUGUGCAUUUGUUUUUCCCCUCACCCUGUGGACCUCAUUGCAUUGUAGCUGUCACAGGACCGACUGACAGCAAAGUGCGCUUGCUCAAAGGACCACAUUUUGCACAUGAAGGUCAAUCGUUUUAUUUGUUCAGUGUUGGGCAAACCCUUGUCAUGAUGUCAUAUGUUCCUUUUGAGCACUCAUUAUUACACCUGAUCGGCAGAUGCUUAGCUAGAUCAAACUGUGCUAUUUCUAAAUUAUAUUCACCAAGAAUGUAAGUCUGUACUUAGGAAAUCUAGUUUGAAUAUACAAAAGAAGUUCUUGGAAGGUCAGCUGAAUUAUAAAAGGCAUCCCUCAUCUGAGGAGCCAUAUAGACCAAUGCAGUUUAUCUUUUUCUAUCUAUAUAUCGAUCUUGAGGAGAUCUGAAGGCUGCUUAGAUGUCACCAAAGGUUCCAUAGCUGAUUCUAGGACAUAAAUUAUUUUUGUGUAAUCCAACUGAAAUGCUCUCUAAUUGGCCAGCGAUAUGCGAUGCAUGUAUAUUGGCCCCUAUUUGAAAACAAAGCCCCUUUCAAUGAAUGCUACGUGCAGUUUUAUUUUGCAGUGACAGUGACUGUUCAAUUCAUUCGGGCUAAAUGUUCACGUCACCAGAAGAGUGAGAGUCAAUUUGUUCUGAUACGAGUUUAGUCUUUGCAGGGCUAAAUUAAAUAAGCUGGCCAAAUGAAAAUGUCAACCAAGCAUUUGGACUCGUGCAGAUAAUCACAUUCGUCACUCCUGUUGGCUGAUGUCUGUUGCCAUUCCUCUUGUCUGUAAUACUGUCUCACAGCUAUAAAGUUUAUGGAAAUGCUGUUCUAUUUAUGAAAUAAAUACAUUUCUAAGAAGAA
Syngnathus typhle (broad-nosed pipefish) is the source of this 6132-nucleotide messenger RNA. It is a transcript of the gene atp11b, whose product is annotated as ATPase phospholipid transporting 11B. Lineage: Eukaryota; Metazoa; Chordata; Actinopteri; Syngnathiformes; Syngnathidae. Gene Ontology annotation, biological process: phospholipid translocation. Gene Ontology annotation, molecular function: magnesium ion binding; ATP hydrolysis activity; ATPase-coupled intramembrane lipid carrier activity. Gene Ontology annotation, cellular component: plasma membrane; trans-Golgi network; recycling endosome. The transcript has 29 exons. Bases 343 to 3912 code for a protein of 1189 amino acids. The record is from RefSeq and is a predicted model, not a curated record.